GCCCAUCCCUAACUAUUAUUCAUGUGUUGUUUUUCAUUUGCAUAAUAGUUUAAGUUUUAUAAUUUUUUAUCAAAAUUGUUCUCCUCCCAUCGUCCUUUCUUUGAAAUCCAUUAAUUCCAUAAAAUUUUUUACUAAAUUAUUAAAUAAAUAGCGAUCGAAAUAUCCCAAAGUGUUCUAAAAUAACUUGUAAAGUUUAUUUAUAACGAGCUGCUUAAGAAGUGCAAAAACGUUACGAAUUGAUGUCAAAUAUGCUUCAUUAAUUUUUAUCGAACCUCAAGUUUUUUGUAUAUUAAUAUUUAAAAAAAAUGUUGACUCCAAGAUUCGAGUUAUUACAGACUGACAAUGAAUUAAUUGUCAAAGUGCACGCACCUUAUGCCAAUAUUAAGGACACAGAAGUUUAUGUUGAAGGGACAGACGUUAGAUUUUUCUCCAGUCCUUACUACCUAAGACUUAAACUUCCUGGAGAAAUAAUAGAGAAUGACCAAUCCUCAGGAUCUUAUGACUGUAAUUCAGGACAAUUUACACUGAAAUUUUCUAAAGUCAAUCCUGGUGAACAUUUUGAUAAUUUAGAUAUGAUAACAACACUCUUGGCACCACCAAAGCAAAAGAAAAAUUUCGUUUCUACUAUUGAGGUGAUUGGUAAUCCAGCAGUGACUAAUGAGAAUUCUUUGGUUGAUAAUGACACUACGAAUGGAAAUGAGUGGUUUUAUCCUCAAACAAACUUGAAUAAUAAUCCGAUCGUAAAUUUAUUGGAAGGACCAAGAUAUGGGUUUGCUAACAAGAUUGUAGGAGCUUUGGAAUCAUUUGAACAAGGAUGGCUAAAAGACGUCGUAGACCUUCCAUUUCCCGACUCGACUCCAAUGACCAAUCGCCGAGGUCUCCGCGAAGUAAACGAAAAAUACCAUUUUAGUGAUGACCACUACACUGCUGAUUUAAUUCAACCAGAAGACUCCAUCAAACGGAUCAUUGACUUCCAGCCUUCAUUCUACACAACAAACCCUGAAAGCCUAGAAUUUUCAACCACCGAACAAGAUAUUCUAAAAGAAUUACCUAAUAAAGAAUUUUUAUUAACCAACGAAGAGUCCAGAAUAGCUCUUUUAAGUUUGGUAGACAUUUUAUUUAGCUAUUGCUAUAAUCAUCGAGUAACAAUGGGUGAAAAUACAUCAGAAAGCAGCUGGGAUAUCAACAAAAUCAGCUCCACUCUAUCUUGGUUUGAUUAUUUCAUUUUUCUUGAAGAUGUUGUGAAAUCUUGUAUCCGUAGAUCUCUCUGCUUUCCACUCUACAGAUACUGGGAGCUAUCCAUCAAGGUCCUAGAUGAUGUAAAUAAAAUCUUAGCUCUUGGAAAAAAGUCCAUUUUAAAAAGUUUAUGUGAAAUUCAUGGGCUAUUUAAUAACUCUUAUGACCCAAGAUAUGUUUUAAACCAAUUAUACAUCAGAGAUUAUCUUAUUUGGGUCCAGAGAUUACCAGAAGCAACGAUAAAAGAGAUUCUUGGUGAACUAGAGGCUGUUAAAAUUGAGAAAAAAGAUGUGGGUCUUGACUUAGUAGAGUUGGAAGCUGCUGCUUGGUCAGUUUUGGAAGAAGAGAAAGUUGAAAAAUUACCUUGUGUUGUUAAUAUUGAAGCUCCCACUGGUCCGAAGCUCUGCCUUAAUAGAGUCGUUGAUAAAAUGAAUAAAUUGGUUAUUACUAAUAGAGAUAGUGAUGAUGAAUCGACUUCUAGCGAUGAUGAUAGUAGCAGUAGUAGCAGUAGCUGCUGUGAUAAGAGUAAUUGUAAGAGUUGCUGCUCUAGCACAAGCUCAGAAUCUAGUUUAACAAGUAAUGAUAGUGAUUCUAGUAGUGAUGUUAGUACUAGUUCUGAAGAUGUUAUAAAAAGCACUAACAAUAAGAGUAAUUCUAGCAGUUGUGCUAGCACUGAUUCUGAUGAUUCACGUGAUUGAGUGUAAAUAAUAGAAAGAGAAUUAUUUAGUCACUCAAUUCGCGAAAUUAUGAUUUUUCAGCAUGAUUAGAAAUCGAUGAAAAGCUAUUUCAGAGAAAAGUUUUUUGAGAUUUUCUUAAAAAUUAUAUAGAGUAUGGAAAAAAAAAUUUCGAAUAAAAGUUGUAGCAGCUACAAUUCUGUAUAAAACAAAGCUAUCACACUGUGACUUGUAUUCCUCACAGUUUGACUGUAAAAUAAUGAUAAAGAUACAACAAGUUGAAACUUUUUAUUUAUCUGCAGCUAAACUAUAAUAAGUAGGAGAGUAAGCCUUAGGAACUUUUUUAUGUAAAAUCAAAAAAUCUUAAAUUUUUAUUCAAAACUUGUUUUAUAUCUCUGUAUAGUUUACGAAAUAAUCCUAAAAAACUUGCUUUAAGAGCAGUAUCUUCAUGAUUCCAUCGCUUUCCCGCGGUAGAAGUACUGUUUUUAUAACUACUAAUUAUUUUUAGUAACCCAAAUGAUAUUUCCCAAAAAUUGUUGCCAUGCUGAAAAAUCUUUAUUUCAUCAUCAUCGUGAUUAGACUUGGAUUGAAACUUAAUAAAUAACCUUAUAAAUGUAUUUUAUGAUAUAUUUUAUUUAUAAGAUGUCAAUCGUUCAAUACAUAAUAAAUCCAAGGUAAUAAUUUACUG
Molecule: messenger RNA, 2598 nt
Organism: Chelonus insularis
Lineage: Eukaryota; Metazoa; Arthropoda; Insecta; Hymenoptera; Braconidae
Product: protein SHQ1 homolog
Exons: 3
Coding region: 306-1934 (542 amino acids)
Biological process (GO): box H/ACA snoRNP assembly
Cellular component (GO): cytoplasm; nucleoplasm
Source: RefSeq, a predicted model, not a curated record